Messenger RNA from Linum trigynum, 657 nucleotides. The record is from the annotation of a GenBank genome assembly. Lineage: Eukaryota; Viridiplantae; Streptophyta; Magnoliopsida; Malpighiales; Linaceae.
AUGGUGACGGGUUAUUGUUGCUUGCUGGACAGUGGGAAAAAGUCCAAAAGAAGAAAGCAUGAGCUAACAACAGAGGAAUUAACAGGCGGUGGAGUUUCAGUUUCAUUAGAAUUCAGUGCCAACUCCAAGGACGUUUCUGUGAGGAUAGUUCAUCCAGGGGGGAAAGAGGAGAGUUUCCAGUAUGCUCUUUCAGCACAGCAAGUCAUGGAGAAGUACCCAGGGACUCAUGUCGCCAGGCAAGAUGUUUUCCAGAAUCCUGAAGAUUCCAUUCUGUGGCCAGAAGAGAAUCUGUUGCCUGGCAACAAGUACCUGAUCAUUCCAUCAACCACAGCUGAGAAACUGAAGCAUCACAGAAGACAUCAUCGUCAUCAUGGGACGACGACAAAAGAAAGGUUGGAACUUUGUGACAGUGAAGACACCAGAUCUGGUGCGAACAUAACUUGGGAUGAACAAGAUAUUUCGGAGGAGGAGAAUGUCUGUCGUGCAAGAGAUUUCUAUGCUUCAAAGGAUAUGUGGUCGAGGUGUUCGGAGAGGAAGACGAUGAACGUGAGGUCUAGAAAAAGACAACCUUUCAUCCCUCCUCUUCCGAGGUCGAGAAGUUUCAAAGGUUUGAGCUGGGAGCCUAGUCUUACUUCUGUACACGAGCUCUCUCCAUGA